Molecule: messenger RNA, 1930 nt
Organism: Ichthyophthirius multifiliis
Lineage: Eukaryota; Ciliophora; Oligohymenophorea; Hymenostomatida
Exons: 2
Source: RefSeq, a predicted model, not a curated record
AAAAGGCUGUAAAGGAACAUAAGGACCUGGAGGAGGCACAAUAGAUAUCUCUAUGAGCGAAAAUCUACAUUGCGGUGGUGCAGGUGGUUCUUUUGGAUCAGCAGGGGGGUCUCCUGGAUCUCAGAAGGAAAUUUAUAAUGAUUUAUGUGCUAAAAUUUAAAGUAAAAAAGGUUAUGGAAACCCUUUGUAUCCAAUUUUCGAAGGAAGUGGUGGAGGAGGAUUUAUUGUUGGAAUGGAAGAAAAAGAUGUAGUACUAAAUGCAGGAUUCGGAGGGGGGUUUAUAUAUGUUGAAAGUAUAAAAAUAAUGCUUGAAGGGAUAAUAAAAGCAGAUGGAAUUAGUCCUGAAAAACCCGAAUAUAUGCAUUUAGGAUCAGGUUCGGGUGGAUCAAUUUAACUUCAUGGAGUUUUUAUAGAAGGAGUAAAUGGAAUUAUUAGUGCUAAUGGAGGAGAAAAUACAGGAAUUGGGGGAGAAGGGGGUGCUGGCAGAAUUCUAAUUAAUUAAACUAAAUGGUAUAGUGAGAAUUUUUAUCCAGAAAAAAUAGGAAUUUUAGUAUCUGUUUAAUAAGGGGGAAGAAAAAAUGUUAUAAAAAAUCAAAUAUAGGUUUUCAAUGGAACUAUUUUUAGUAACCCGUGCUUGCCUGGAUACGAACCGUAUAAAGGACUUUUUUAGUGUAAGAAAUGUAGUUUAGGGAAGUAUAAAAAAAGUGUGGGAAGAGAUAUGUGUUUGGAUUGUGAAAAUGAAAAUAAGGAGAGAUUAGAGUUUGUAAAAGAAGACUUUUUGUAAAAAAGGGAGUGUAGUUAUGUCUGUAAGAGUGGCUUUAAGAGUAUCAAAAGGAAUAAUGAUAAGAAUAUAGUCUGUUUAGAAAAUUUCGAAUAUUUUUUAGCAAUAAUGGGAAAUGAGAAUGUCGUAUAUGGGUUGGGAAUGGUAAUUUUGAGUAUUUUAAUAAAUAUAGGAAUGUAUAUUUUGAGGAAAAGAAAAUAAGGGAGAAUUCUUUAGAAAUAUCAAAGAGGUUUUGGGGAAGAAAAUAGUUUUGAAGAAGAUUUUGAACAUUUUAAUCUAUAAGAUAUUACUUUUCAUGAAAAGAGAAUGUUUUUAGAUGGAAAUAAUGAGCCUUCUUGCCCUUUUAAGAUAAACGAAGCUUUAAAAAAGGAUUGUUUAUGUUUUUUAAAUAGAAAAUUUUUUUGUAGAGAUGAAGACUUGGAAAAUGAUGUUUUUGAAAAAAUAAAUUAAGUUUUUUAAUUUGGGAAGGUUAGUGUAUUUUUAUUGGGGUUUUUGAAGAUUUUUUUCCCAUUUUUUUAUUAUAAGAUUUUACUUUAGAUAAAAAUGAGAAAAGUUUUAGUAGCUGAAGGGAUUUUCUUUCAAUAUUUAAGGGAAAAUUUCACAAAAAGGGAUUUUUGGAUCAAGUUUACAUACAAUAAAAAUUUCGAUUAGGUUUUUUUGGAUUAUAUAGACUAUACGAAGACUAAAUUAUAAUGGAAUAUAGAAUAAAAAAUGCCGGUUUUGAUACUUUUUUAGGGAAAUGGAUAGUUUAUGAAUCCUUUUUGUAUAAAUAUGGAAGAUUCUAUUAGAAAAAUAAACAUUUUAGAGACUUUUGAGAAAUUCUGUGAAAGCUUUGAGGAAUUUUUAGAUGUUGUAAAGGAAUAUGAAAAGGAAGUUUUUGAAAAAUUUGGGACCUUUUUAUAAGUUUGUGUACAUGUUUUAAAUGAGGAAAAUGGGAAAGUGUUUGUUUUGGGAAAUGAAGAUGAUGUUAAAAAAGAUAAAUAUUUAAAAAAGUUAAAAAAUAAUUAUGGGAUAGAAACUUUUAGUGGAAAAUAUCUAUUAUUUUUUCUAAAAAAAGAAUCAAUAAUUGUGGGUUCUUUUAUGAGAAAAAUCUGGAUAAUAUUAAUGAUUAAAUUAAAUGGGUUUGCUUUGAUGAACAUGAUGAUUUGA